AAAUUAACCAUCUCCAUAUCUUGAUGGCUAAACCUUCUCUACAGUUUACCUUCCUCUUUCUUCUCCUCCUAUCUUGCUCUGGGGAAAAUGUGAAGUUGGUUCAAUGCCAGAAGACAUGGUGCGUUGCAAGGCCGUCCACCGAUGAUGCAGCUCUUAAAGAGAACAUCGAGUUUGCGUGUUCCAUGGUCAAUUGCGGCAUUAUUCAAAGUGGUGGGCCCUGCUUCAAUCCUGAUACUUCAAUGUCUCAUGCUUCAGUGGCCAUGAACCUCUACUACAAAUCCAGGGGGAUGAACAGUUGGAAUUGUGACUUCAGUGGUUCUGGCCUUAUUGUCGCCGCUGACCCAAGUUACAGCAGUUGCACGUAUGCCUAGAAGAAGCAAGCUUCAGUUACAAAGACUUGAGCAGCACCUACUCCGCUGUUUUCAUUGAAAUGAUAUUUUAUAUAUAGCUAGUGAAUGUUUCAAACUGAAUUAAGGACUAUGAAAAAGGAUGUUAUUAUCUAGAGAAAAGCCAGUGAUAUUGUCUUUUAUUUAUCCG
Messenger RNA from Ananas comosus (pineapple), 537 nucleotides. RefSeq names its product major pollen allergen Ole e 10-like. The transcript has 4 exons. Lineage: Eukaryota; Viridiplantae; Streptophyta; Magnoliopsida; Poales; Bromeliaceae. The record is from RefSeq and is a predicted model, not a curated record. Bases 24 to 371 code for a protein of 115 amino acids.